UUGGAGACGAGUGUGCUGCUGCUGUGUUGUUGUGUGUUUUGUUUGAGACACAAUUACAAACCUUUUUUUUGUGCGAAUAUGACAGUGUUUUUCCUGGACUCUCGGACUUGAGUGGAGGAGGUGUUUUUUUGGUCGUUUUUAUUUGGCGGUGACAUGUGAAAUGUUGCUGCGCGGUUUGUCGGUAUUUCCAGGCGGCGACGCACAGACUCAACCAGGCUAGAGACGCUAACUAGCAGCUCGACUAGCCUCCUCUAUUUAGCCUCUCCUCUCCUCUGCUGCUUUUAUAUAUAGAUAUAUAUCACUACUUUCUGUUUUGUGUUUUAAGUGCAUAAAACCACUCGGGAUUAUUUGCUGCUGCUUUAAUUUGACACCACGUCGCUGUUUCAAUGCACAGCUGCUAAUAGCUCAUGGUAGCCACUCUGGACACUGCUGGGAGUAAAAGAGAAAGACAGAGAGAGAGAGGGCCCCAUUAUUAAAUAUCUUGACGUCUAGUCCUGCUUAUAUUAACUAGACUGAUGCAUGCAAGGUGUUAAAGCCAGGAGCUCAAACCCCAUCACCACACAUUUUUUUGUUUUGUUUUGGCUGACAUGGCAGCCAGCGGAUACUCGGACCUGAGGGAGAAGCUGAAAUCCAUGACUCCUCACAGGGAUGAACACAAGACUAAUAAAUACGUGGACGGGACGAGUAAUGGCAGUGGGAAAGGUGGCAAGCGUAAAUACAGGGAGUCAGAUGAUGAUGAGUGUGAGCACAGUGAUGACAGCGCCGAGCAUCGGGAGCUAGAGGCCGACCGGGUGAAGAGCAGCAUCCUGCAGAAAAACAUCUUCACCCCGGAGGAGUGUGCACACAUCGAGGAGAAGAUAGACGAGGUGGUUGCAACAGGAGAGGCUGGGCUGUACAGGGAGCACACUGUGGACAGGGCACCCCUCCGCAACAAGUACUUCUUUGGUGAGGGUUACACGUAUGGAGCCCAGCUGGAGAAGCGUGGACCUGGGCAGGAGAGGCUUUAUCGCAAAGGAGAGGUGGAUGAUAUCCCCAGCUGGGUGCAUGAGCUGGUGAUCAAGAGGCUGGUGUCCAGUGGGGUUAUCCCGGAGGGGUUUGUGAACAGUGCAGUCAUCAAUGAUUAUCAACCAGGAGGAUGCAUCGUGUCACAUGUGGAUCCUCUGCACAUCUUUGCACGACCCAUCGUCUCGGUGUCCUUCUUCAGUGACAGUGCACUGUGCUUCGGCUGUCGCUUCCAGUUCAAGCCCAUCCGGGUGUCUGAGCCGGUGUUUGUGCUGCCUGUGGGGAGAGGGAGUGUCACAGUACUCAGUGGCUAUGCUGCAGAUGAAAUCACCCAUUGCAUCCGCCCUCAGGACAUAAAGGAGAGGCGUGCAGUUAUCAUCCUUAGAAAGACCAGACCUGAUGCUCCCAGACUGGACAGCACUUUAAGAUCGUCCCCAGCAGAGAGACCAGCUCCUCUGAAAGCUAAGCGCUCUCAUCGCAGAGCAGAGCCUGAUGCCGCUCACAGGCCGAGAGUUCUAGAGAUGGACAAAGAGGAGAACAGACAUCCGUCAGCUUCCCGCCAACGACGUCACAGCAUCAGCUCGGAGAACUACUGGAACCGAGGACAGGAUUACGACAAACAUCGGGAGAGUUCAGGACGCAAAGUCAAAAUGAGACGUCACUGAGAACUUCUCACACACACAUAACACACACACACACACACACACACACACACACACACACACCCGUGUACACAUAUAUAAAUAUACAAUUUCUUUUAUGUAUUUCAGUAUUGUAUCAUUCAUACUUUAUCGCUCCAGUUUGAGUCUGGCACAAGGAGCACCGUCAUUAUUUCAUCUCUGUUUUGAUUUGAGUCUGAAUCCGUUUUGAGUGUAUAUUUGUUUCUGGCAGACGAAGCUGGCGUCUCUGCUGCACAUUAAAGAUCCUCAAGUUACUUAAUACAGUUAGGCUUUGUUGGUAAACUGUUCAAUUACCCUGAAUUAAGCAUUUAUUGUUUCUAUGUUCAUAGAUAUUUCAAAAUGGCAUGUAUUUUUUGUAACCAAGAUGUACAGAGCUUAAGAGCUAAAAAGGAAGAUAUAUGUAUGGACUUGUACAAAAGGAAACCUGAGCUGUAAUCUAACUUGUUAUAAUGUACAAUACGUUUGUAUAGUCUUUGAUCGGGGGAACUUUUAUGCAGAAAGAGACCUUUAGUUUUUUUUUUCACACUUAAAUUUCUGAUCCAUACCUUUCCUGUGCCAUCUCAGAUCUUGGCUGUUUGUUCAUGCCUGCCUCCCCUGUCGCAGUUUAUGUUGCAAGGACUGGCACAUGUGCAGCCAUGCUUUCUGUGCUAUGGUUUGAUUCGGUCACGUUGCUCAUCUUGGUGGAGGUCACAAAAUGGUGUAUCGACUAAACCGCUGCGUUAUGGAGUGAUGGGAAAACUCAGGCCUCGUUUUACACUCCCGUUUCAGUAUAUAUUUGCUUUACCUGAGUGACAGAGGCCAUGUUAUAGCUGUUCUGUAUUCUGUAUUAUUUUCCUCCUAUAAAUUGACAUUUGAGUCAGAUUGAAACUUAAUUUGAGCAAAAAUCACUCCUAUUGUGUGUUGUUUAAUUUGGGUCUUAAUUUUCAGUGGAGAAACUUAAUUUCCAGAUGCAUUUGUCCUUGCGUUUGCUAUGUAAACACAUAAAUGAGUUUCUUGCUUCCUGUCUGCCACAGUUGGCUGAGGUACUCAUUAGCUGGCUGCUAGGUUAGUCUGGAGUUACACAUGAACAAAAAUAACCUUGGUUCAGGGGAGAAAUUACUUUCUAAAAGCAGUGUAAUUGAAGAUGAAGUUUGAUGUUUUCUGAAGGUCUCCUGGAGCUGUGAACUUGAACAUGACACUAAAAUAUAAGGGCUGACAUUGACGUCAUGAAAGAGGAAAAAUCCUGCAGUUUUCCUGACAGUGAAUGGGACACUUUGUGGACACAGUGGUGGCAAAUGAAGUGGUUUCGUGGGAUUCAGUGGUUGCAUUUUCGGGCUAAGAAGGCGCUGGCUGGGAGAAAUAAAGCUGAAAUUGUCUCCACAGAGUUGGCCCUGCCGUUCAUUAAAGCAGCACGCUCCCUCAAUCAAGCAACAACAAACUGGAGCGUGCCUUCGAUUGCCAGGAGCUGUGUUUGCUUUCACAUUAAUGAAAGAGCCAUACAGGUUUUUCUAACCACUAUAAAUAAAUCAUAAAAACAGUGGCUUCAUCUGAACAAUCUAACUUGUUUAUAUAUAUAUAUAAUAUUAGAUUUAUUUGGACACAUUUUUGACCAGGAUAUGAAGGAGGAGGCCACUGAUUGGACACUAUUAUUUAUAAAUUAAAGUAUUUUUUAUACAGGCUUGGUAUUUGGGGAAAUUUGCACCCAAUGACAACUCGAAAAACAUCUGAAACAAAUACUGUAUACGACUCCUGGUGUGUUUUAGCUUUUCUGUCUAUGUUUUGUCCCCUGAAUCGCUGUACUGAGGGUCCCCCAAUCCACCCCCACCCUGGUUUUAACACAUCUCUUUCCACAUACUGAGAAAGGCUCGGAUCAGCUGAGACUCAGUGAAUAAACUCUGAACUGUCAUUACUGUAAAAAGUUUCUAUGAUCACAUCAAUGAAGACUUUACCUUCUCAUCAGUGGAGAAGACUUUCUGUUUGGGCCUUUCCAA
Molecule: messenger RNA, 3652 nt
Organism: Scomber scombrus (Atlantic mackerel)
Lineage: Eukaryota; Metazoa; Chordata; Actinopteri; Scombriformes; Scombridae
Gene: alkbh5
Product: alkB homolog 5, RNA demethylase
Exons: 4
Coding region: 588-1667 (359 amino acids)
Biological process (GO): mRNA processing; mRNA export from nucleus
Cellular component (GO): nucleus
Molecular function (GO): oxidative RNA demethylase activity
Source: RefSeq, a predicted model, not a curated record